AAUAUCUAGCGAGCAGCGUUUUGUUAUUUUGAGGGUCAAUGAGUAAAGAGCAGUAGACACUCCCUUCUUCCAUCCACCCAUGUUUCACUUUCAUCUUCUUCUGAUCUUCUUUCUUUCCCACCUACAAGUCAAUUGAUUUUCCCUCUGUCUCUCUCCUGUUUUUUUUUCUUUUUCUUUUCUUGUUUAUAUAUAUAUAUAUAUAUGUAUCAAUCUAUCUAUCGGUAGUUCUCCUUUUGUGGUUGUUAUUGUUAUGCUUCAACUGGGGUUCAUUACUUUGUUGCUUAUGAUCAGAUAAUAGAGAUUGUCGGAUGUUGAGUUGAUACACGGGAUUUUAGCUUGAAAGAGCAUUGGAAUUGAAUUACGAAUCGUUGAUUGGGUUUUGAGUAAACCGCGUCUUUACGUAAAGAAAGAUUUUAGGGAAUUUAUUUCGAUUGUUUGAUUUUGAAGGAGAUGGGUUGUUUUUCUUGCUUCGAUUCGAAAGAAGAAGAGAAGUUGAAUACUCAGAAAGAAACCGAGGAUCGGAAGGAAAGCCAAGCAACAGUACCCAACAACAUUUCAAAAUUGUCUUCGGGAGGGGAGAGGCUCCGAUCAAGAAGCAAUGGGGGGUCCAAGAGGGAAUUACCAGGUCCCAGGGAUGGGCUUGGUGUCAAUAUAGCUGCUCAAACAUUUACCUUCCGAGAACUUGCAGCUGCAACAAAGAAUUUUAGGCCAGAGUCUUUCUUAGGAGAAGGUGGAUUUGGUCGGGUUUAUAAAGGAAAUCUCGACAGCACGGGCCAGGUUGUUGCUAUUAAACAAUUAGACAGGAAUGGUCUGCAGGGUAACAGGGAAUUUCUUGUGGAGGUUCUUAUGCUCAGCCUUCUUCAUCACCCCAACCUUGUGAACCUGAUUGGUUACUGUGCUGAUGGAGAUCAACGGCUCCUUGUCUAUGAAUUUAUGCCCUUUGGAUCAUUAGAAGAUCAUCUCCAUGAUCUGCCACCUGAUAAGGAGCCAUUAGAUUGGAACACAAGAAUGAAGAUUGCUGCUGGGGCAGCAAGGGGGUUGGAAUACUUGCAUGAUAAAGCCAACCCUCCUGUUAUCUAUAGGGACUUCAAGUCAUCAAACAUACUGUUGGAUGAAGGAUUUCACCCAAAGCUUUCUGAUUUUGGACUAGCAAAGCUUGGUCCAGUUGGAGACAAAUCACAUGUUUCAACCAGGGUCAUGGGAACCUAUGGUUAUUGUGCUCCUGAAUAUGCUAUGACUGGACAAUUGACAGUGAAAUCAGAUGUCUACAGUUUUGGGGUAGUGUUCUUAGAGCUGAUCACCGGACGCAAAGCCAUUGACAGCACCCUCCCCCAUGGGGAACAGAAUCUUGUGACAUGGGCACGGCCAUUGUUUAAUGAUCGCCGGAAAUUCUCAAAAUUGGCAGACCCAAAACUGCAGGGACGGUAUCCCAUGCGGGGUCUCUACCAAGCUUUAGCUGUGGCAUCCAUGUGCAUUCAAGAACAGGCUGCUACUCGUCCUCUGAUAGGAGAUGUGGUCACUGCUCUUUCUUAUUUGGCAAAUCAGGCAUAUGAUCCUAAUGCGGCAGGUUAUGGUUACAGAGGUUCUGGGGAUAAAGAUGAUAGAAGAACCAGGGAUGAAAAAGGUGGAAGAAUAUCAAAGAAUGAGGAAGGGACAGGAUCUGGCCGCCGAUGGGACUUGGAAGGAUCGGAGAAGGAGGACUCUCCAAGGGAAACUGCUAGGAUGCUGAAUAGGGACUUAGAUAGAAAACGAGCUGUUGAAGAAGCCAGAAUGUGGGGGGAAAAUUUGCGAGAGAAAAGGCGACAGAAUGCACAGGGCAGUUUUGAUGGCAAUACAGAGUAGCAAAUUUGAUGGCUACAUAUUGCACUAUAUCCUGCGUUGGCUUUCUUCCUGUCUGUCACCUGAUAGGGUGUGCAAACACUAGAUUCGAAGCAAAUAUUCUUUUGCCUGACCAAAAUGUUAUUAUGUCUCUUUUUUCAAACGGACAGGUUCAUCGCAGUGGAAUUAGUGCCAAGGUGUUCCUUUUUUGUUGGUAUAUAACCAUAGUUUGUUUCAGAGAAGAUGAAGAUGAAGAUGAAGAUGAAGAAGAAAAUCAUAAUGUUGAAAAACCAGAAUAAUGAUUGUACAUUAACUGAUAGGAAGGUAAAAGAGCAGAAGGCCUAUUUAUAAGAUUUUGAGGUAAACAUGUCUGUGCAUCAUCUGACUUCUUCUUGCUCUUGUAGUACACGAACAAAAAGUCACUGUUGGAUUAGUUUCUUCAUCAAACAUUCUUACCAUCUAAUUCACAUAAUGUUGUUGAUCAAUUAGUUUGCAUUAAAUUAGACAAACACGAUUCAUAUUCUGCCUGAGGAUUUUACUAAAUCCAAUGUAAUAAGUUAUUCUAGAAUUGAUUCACCAAA
Messenger RNA from Carica papaya (papaya), 2399 nucleotides. It is a transcript of the gene PBS1, whose product is annotated as Protein kinase superfamily protein. The record is from RefSeq and is a predicted model, not a curated record. Lineage: Eukaryota; Viridiplantae; Streptophyta; Magnoliopsida; Brassicales; Caricaceae. Gene Ontology annotation, molecular function: protein kinase activity; ATP binding. Gene Ontology annotation, biological process: protein phosphorylation.